This is a messenger RNA of Macrosiphum euphorbiae (potato aphid), 261 nucleotides long. NCBI's taxonomy places the organism in Eukaryota, Metazoa, Arthropoda, Insecta, Hemiptera, Aphididae. The record is from the annotation of a GenBank genome assembly.
AUGUCAGGUGUGUAUUCUGGACUUCAAGCUAGAAUAAAAGGGGCAUGUCCUUAUGCUAUUUUUGUCCCAUGUGCAGCACAUUCAUUAAACUUAGUAGGAGAGUACGCUGCUAAUUGCUGUACAGUUGGUACUGAAUUUUUCAAUUUUCUUCAAGCUUUAUACACAUUUUUUUCUGCAUCUACAUAUCGUUGGAAAAUAUUGAGUGACUACCUGACUAAUUCCAAGAAUAAAACAGUAAAAAGAUUAUCUGAUACUCGAUGA